AUGAUACAUCUUCCUAAGUCAUUUUUAGGCGUUUUCCCGCUAUAUAUGGGUGUCGAGAUCGCGUUGGGCAUCACCAUUUUAAACAAAUGCAGUGGAGCGUACGGGAUCUUGGGCUUGUUGACAGGCCACGGUCUCGACGUCAUGCAGUGGUUGCUGUAUGUAUCGUCCAUUUUGGCCCUGGGGGUGUACUCCCAGGCUCUGAAACAGGUGUAUUCGCCGCAAUUGCUCAUGUUCUCGCUCGCUGUGGUGGUGUACAGCGUUGACACGGUACUGACGUGCUUUUUCACUGUGUGGUUCAGUGGACAAUGGUUUUCCAGCAAACACAGCGAGUUCACAGACCCAAACUCGCAAACACACCAGUCGGACACCUCCGCUUCGCAGCUCAACACGCGAGGCAACACGCAGAAGUCCCAGAGUGCCUCGCAAAGUGCCGAGUUUUUCUUCACCAUACUGAUAACAGUACUGGCACUAGCGUCCCGAUUCUACUUCAACUCCAUUCUGAUGGCCUUCGUUCAAAGACUCCUACGUCAUCCUAAAUACAUCGUCGACAUUGACGAUAUCGAGCAAGACUUGAAGAACAAAAACUGGUUUGCCAGAUGUUGGAUUAAGGCCCAGCAUAUCAGCUACAAGUGGUGCCGUCAAAACCUCGCUUGA
Messenger RNA from Lachancea meyersii CBS 8951, 654 nucleotides. Lineage: Eukaryota; Fungi; Ascomycota; Saccharomycetes; Saccharomycetales; Saccharomycetaceae. The record is from the annotation of a GenBank genome assembly.